GCCGAAUCGCGCGCGCCGACUUUUGACGCCGCGCCGGCCCUUUUGGGGGCGCAACAGCUCAUUUGGACCCGCCACCUCGCAGCUUGCUGGGUUGCACACACCGCUUGCGGUCAUUCACUUGCAUCACUUGGUCAAGCCCGCUUCGGCUGGCUAGGCGCCCGACAAGACGAUGGGCUUGCUCGAUCUCCAAGAAUGCGAACUCGACGAGGAAAUGGAAGAAGAGCCGGAGAGGGAACGGCGCGCAACAAUCGAGGAGGCGGCUGACGAAGCGGAGGCGGCUUUUACAAGAGCAGGCCCGACGACGCGGCGCGCCGCGGUCCGCGAAAAGAAAAGGAACGACCGCCCGCCCGCGCCGACGCCCCUGGAGAAGAUUGUGGAGCGGACCACGGGCUACCAAACGACGGGCUCUUCCAAGAACGCGUACGCGCCCGACACCCAUGUCUUGGCAAGGUGCUCCGCAAAUUUAGGACAGUGGUUCGGCGGCACGGUUGUGGAAGGCGGCGAAGAUGGAACCUGUAGGGUCGUCUUCCUCGAUGGAGCGAAGGAGGACGUACUCAUCAAAAAUAUACGAGUCUGGGACCGGCCGCCCCUGUCGGACUGGCAUCGCAAGCACCAGGGGCCCAUCAAGUCGCGGUAUGUUGCUGAUGUUCAAAGCAAGGCGAACACGCAUCGUAGUGUCUUGCAAUUUGAUUUGGAGAGUGGUGCGUUAAUAGCGCAGUUCGUCUCGGCGAGGCGCGCUGUGGACAACGUGCCGUCAUUGACAGACCCGCAGGAGGUUCUACAGUGCUGCAAGGGUGCUGUCGAAAGCGCGGGCGGCUACAAGUGGACCUUCGCGGCGCCGCGGCCCAAAUUGGACGCUGCUGAUGUGCAAGAACUCAUAGAUGGCAAUUAUGCCAUACAAAUACAACAGCGGAACCCCAAAAAAGCGGGGACGAAGAGUGCGCUGUUGUAUGAUCAAUAUAAAGGCGCUGAAAAUAUCAGAGACAUGCUCGCGCUCGGCGCGAGGAGGGCGGACAUACCCUACGACAUAAGUCACGGCUGGGUGACGCUCGUGGAUCCGACCCUCCAGAAGCGCUUCUCGCCGCCGCCGACGGCAGCGGCGCCUGAGGCCCCUGCGAAGGAGGUUGUUGAGGACGAUGAUGACGGGUCGAGGCAAGGCGACGACCCCAUGGACGAGGACUCCGAAAACGACGAGUCCAGGGAGGACGUCCUGAAGACGCUGCCGCCGCGGCCGCCGCCGGCGCGCGCGCGUUCAAGGGGAGCGGCCGUGAACUACGCGGAUCCCCCGGACUUUUAAGUAUCAUCGUUAGUGAGCUGCGCGUUCUGGCCCUGUUGGGCCUGGUGCUCCGCGAAGCGAAAGCCGACGCGCUGCGUCAGCUUGAUGUACUUCUCGGCGCAGCUCGCGACGCAGGUCUUCUCCGUCUCAUUUAAUGAUUGCGACCGGAACGACGUCACGCACUGCAGGUAGCACCUUUCCACCAGGUCGUUGUACAUCCUUAAUGAAUCCUUGGUCUGCAUGGCCUCGAGGCUAGCCAUGAAGGCCGGCCUCUGGUGCUCGGGGAUCUGGUUGACGGCGUUCAUCGCGCUUCGGUUUUACGUCGGUGGCGCGUCCUUGCGUCGCGUCGUUGGCGUCGCGUUGGCGUAGUGUUGCUUGCUGGCGUCGCGUUGCGUCGCUUGCGUCGCGUUGGAGCCUUGACAGCGAGGCCUGGUGCUGUGCAAAGGGCUCAAGGCGUUAGUUGGCCGCCCUUAUCGCUGCACGGCGGCGACUGGACUGCUAUGAGGGAUGCUGGAAAUCUUUUUGGCACGGCGUAACCCUCAGCAAAAGCAGUCGUUUUGCGAGUCGCGG
Pelagomonas calceolata is the source of this 1846-nucleotide messenger RNA. The record is from the annotation of a GenBank genome assembly. Lineage: Eukaryota; Pelagophyceae; Pelagomonadales; Pelagomonadaceae.